Messenger RNA from Linum tenue, 384 nucleotides. The record is from the annotation of a GenBank genome assembly. NCBI's taxonomy places the organism in Eukaryota, Viridiplantae, Streptophyta, Magnoliopsida, Malpighiales, Linaceae.
AAGCGGGGAACAUUACUUCGUCCCAAUCCAUGUGAAAACCACACCCCUUAUCGUUGUCGUACUCUACAUCAGACAUCGAAAAUACAUCUUCGGUGGGUUGACUCCAUCAACAACAAGUCGUCUAGCGGCUCUCCAACCAUGGUAACUGAGCACAACACCAUCAUAUUCAAACUCAUCCACCAAUACCCGACGCUCUGAUUUAGGAGUCUCUCCAGACAUGGAUUUUGCUUUGGAAGAGAAGAGAAGAAGAAACCGAGGGAGGAGGAUAGCCGAUGUUGUUUGUGUGUGAUUUGUCUUAAGUAGACAAAUGCAACAUGUCCUUAGAGAAUAGAAACAAAAGUACAAAACCCUCACAUGAGUACAGUAACAAAAAAGGUCACAUGU